Messenger RNA from Oryza brachyantha (malo sina), 2098 nucleotides. RefSeq names its product protein IQ-DOMAIN 14-like. The record is from RefSeq and is a predicted model, not a curated record. The transcript is spliced from 5 exons. The coding region runs from base 666 to 1835 and encodes 389 amino acids. Lineage: Eukaryota; Viridiplantae; Streptophyta; Magnoliopsida; Poales; Poaceae. Gene Ontology annotation, molecular function: protein binding.
UUGAGCCCUGGAGUACUCCUAGCGGAGAAGACUUCCCCUGUGCCGUGCAGCUUGUUGAUCAGAGAGUUUCAGGCAGACAUGGGGCCAGCCACUGCACGGCGUAGAAAUAGUAGUAGAAGCCCGGGCUGAGCCGUGUCAGCGUCGGCGACGUGCUCGACUGCUAGCUUCGCUCGGCGCCGGCGUAAAGCUGAGCGCGCGCCCGGCCCCGCGCACGAAGGCGCCGGCGCCGCCCUGCCCGUACGAGCCCGCCGGGGGGAAAGCUAGUGGGGGCGCGGCGCUUCGUCCUGGAGUGGCGGCGGCGUUGUACGCUAGCUGGUAAUCGGCGGGCUAUGAGUUGGUCUCCUUGGCGAGCGCGUUUGUUGCCUUCCCGCUCGGUGUGAUUCUUGGGGCCGGGACCCGGCCGGGAGCGCGCUGCAAGCAGGGGGAAUCUUUCACGGGCUGGUGCGCCGGCGGCCUCUGCGACCCACGCGUCAGUUUGGCCGGCCUAAUCCCUCGCCUGCGCGUCCGCCCUAUCGCCGCCGCCGCUAGUGUGGAAUUUUGGCGGUUGGAGACUGAUCGCUGCAUGCAGAGAGGCGCAGCAGAGUUUUCUGCGAGAGUUCCUCCUCCGGUCGUCGCCGUAAACUUCGCCGUUUUCCUGCACUGGAGCCUAGGAGAAUCAUAGCGGCAUGGGUCGUGUUAUGAGAUGGCUCAAGAAGUUACUGACAGGCCGGAAGGAAGCACACAAAGGCCUCAAGGAGAGCCACGCUUUGAGCGACGGAGCCGGGGCGGACAAGGAGAAGAGGAGGUGGAGCUUUGCAAAGCACAGGAAGAGCGGGGUUGACAGCGGCAGGCGGCCACCGGAGGCCGCCGCCGCCGCCGCCGUCGCCGCGGUAGCAGCAGAGCCUUCAGAGGUGAGGCGGCCGUGCCAUUGCGGCGAGGUGGAAAAUGCCAGAGCUUGGCGGGAGAAGGCCGCCAUCGUGAUUCAGAAAGCUUACAGGGGCUACCUGGCUAGGAAAGCCCUUCGCGCUCUCAAGUCACUCGUCAAGCUGCAAGCUCUCGUCCGUGGCUACCUUGUGAGGAAGCAAGCUGCCACGACCCUGCACAGGCUGCAGGCGCUCAUGCGGCUGCAAGCCUCUUCCCGCGCCGCCACGCGAGCUUCCUACCGGAAAUCCAUGGAGCAGGAAAGGGUCUCUGUGGAGGAAACCCGGUUGAAGCCGACGGCGCCGGGGCACCGGCGGAGGCUCUCCGACAGCGCGGACUCCAACUACGAGCGAAGCCCGCGGAUCGUCGAGAUGGACACGUGCCACCUCCGUUCUCGGUCGUCCCGGAUAACCAGCCGGCACUCCCGCGAUCACUCGUCUGACUGCCUCGCCCUCGCCCAGGCGCCCACCCCGCCGCCGUUGUCGCGCUCCUCGUCGAUGUCCAUCAAGCAGCCCCCGCGCCUGUCGAUCCAAAGGAGCCACCACCAGCGCGAGCCCGACUCCCGGCACGCCAAGACGGCGCACAACACACCCCGCCUCGGCGCCCCGCCGUACGGCAGCUCGCCCGCCAAGAGCGUCGACGGCAUGGCGCGGCGGCUCUCGCACCGGGACGGUGCGCUCGUCAGCCCGCGCUACAUGGCCGGCACGGUCUCGUCCGCGGCGCGGACGCGGUGCCAGAGCGCGCCCAGGCAGCGGCAGGGCGCCGAGGCGCCGGCGAGGGCGAGCCUGACACGUGCCGGGCCGAGGAGGUCGUGCUCACGGACGACGCAGGACAGCGGCUUCUGCUUCGAGUGCUCCGAAGACUCCCGCCCUGACUACUCCGGGGAGCUCAGCGACGAGGCGGCCAGAGAUUACUACCUGGACAGAAUGUGGUGACCAGAUGCAAGACUGAUUUGCCGUGGAUGCAUGUUACUCUUGCGCUUAAAUCUAGAGUCUCCAGAAUUUUGUACAUACUGUCCAAAGUGCUUAUUAGGUCCAGGGCAUAAGUAAUGUCACAAGUUUGAAUCAUUAGAUGUUUUAUGGCAUAGGAUGUCACAAAUCUCAAAACACAACGACCUCAUUCAGAAAUUGUACUCAUAAUAUACAACUUAUUCCUCGCAAAAAAGGUGUUUACCUAGAGUACAUCCUCGUUUCAGCUA